Molecule: messenger RNA, 2784 nt
Organism: Mya arenaria
Lineage: Eukaryota; Metazoa; Mollusca; Bivalvia; Myida; Myidae
Exons: 1
Coding region: 1-2784 (927 amino acids)
Biological process (GO): proteolysis
Molecular function (GO): aspartic-type endopeptidase activity
Source: RefSeq, a predicted model, not a curated record
AUGGAUCAUCACCACAGAAGUUUGUGCCCAAAGAAAUUCGGAGGGAAAACCACAAAUGUGCAUCUUUCAGAGGAGAUAAGGGAAGACCCAUCUCACAAUAGUGCUACAAAGGGUCAUGUGUUAAUAUCGUCCGAUGAAAUGGUGCUCAUGCAAACCGCCAAGGCGAGUGUAGGCAAUAGAGACACAUCAGUUCAUGAAACAACUCGAUUGUUGUUUGAUUCGGGAUCACAAAGGACGUAUAUCACGGAACGACUAGCUAACAAACUAGGUUUAAAACCUACAGCCGAACAGGAACUGAAGCUUGUUACGUUCGGAAGUGAACAUACAAAGGUAAUAAAGACAAAAACAGUGAACAUUGACAUUACCUUAAAGGACGGAUCCUGUAUGAAGUUGACAGCAAAUGUAGUGCCUACAAUAAGUGGAACAAUUCAGAGGAAUCCAUUGACGAAGGUGCUUUCAAAACAAAUGGAACAUUUGAUUAAUAGUGUAGACCUAUCAGAUACUAUUCCAAGAGCUCAGGAAACCACAACAAUUGAUGUCUUGAUUGGGAAUGACUAUUACUUAGAUAUUGUGUUACCCCAACGAAUAGAGAUUGAACCCGGACUGUAUUUGUUAUCUUCAAAACUUGGAUGGAUUUUAACAGGCCGUUUGAGUGAAGUUGAAAGUGGAACUGAUACACUGAGCAUGUUUGUGUUGACGCAUGGUACAGACAUCACAAAACAAAGUACAUUUUCAAGCUUAGAUGCUUCAAUUCCUACUAAGCCAGAUUUGGAAGACUUCUGGAACAUCGAGUCGAUUGGCAUAAUUGACAAUGUGGACAAGUCCGAUGAUGACAUCGUCAUGCGAAAAUUCCAGGACACCGUUAGAUUUGACGAUGGUCGCUAUCAAGUUACAUGGCCAUGGCGUGAAGAAGAUUUCGAACUGCCAUCUAACCGACAACUUGCUCUUGGUCGUCUGAGGUCCACAGUGGCGAGAAUGUGUAAAAUACCAGAGCUUUUCAAAAAGUACAACACAGUGAUUGAGGAUCAGUUGGAAAAGGGUGUUAUUGAAAAGGUGAACUUUGGAGACCAGGAUGGCGUGGUUCACUAUAUUCCCCACCACGCGGUUAUUACACCACAAAAAACGACCACCAAAUUACGAGUAGUGUACGACGCGUCCGCGAAGACACGAAAUGAGAACCACAGUCUUAAUGAAUGUUUGUAUCGUGGUCCAGUGAUUUUGCAACAGUUGUGCGGGAUGCUUAUACGAUUCCGUAUGCACAGGAUAGCAAUUACUGCUGAUAUAGAGAAGGCCUUCCUUCAAAUAGGAUUACAAUUAGACCAACGAGAUGUUACCAGAUUUCUCUGGUUGAAGAACUGUGAAACACCGACGGUGGACAAGGAUAACAUUCAAGAGUUUCGUUUUCGUCGAGUCCCGUUUGGUGUUAUUUCAAGCCCAUUUCUUUUAGGCGCAACGGUGCAAACACAUAUGGACAAAUACAGUACAAGUUUUGCGCAACAAGUGAAAGAUAACAUCUACGUAGACAAUUUGAUAACUGGAACUAACACUGAUGGUGAAGCAAUAUGUUGUUACAAAGAAGUGAAAUCAAUAUUCAAAGAAGCAUCAAUGAACAUACGAGAGUGGAUGACUAAUAGUGAAAUAGUUAAUCAAUACAUUCCCAGUAAUAACAGAGCUGACGGAAAACCAAUGACUGUUCUUGGAUUAUAUUGGAAUCCAAAGGAAGAUACAAUUGCACUAAAACCUACGGAAGCCUAUGAAGUCGAGACUAUAACCAAGCGUGUUAUCCUGAAAGUCGUAGCUUCAACAUUUGAUCCGCUUGGAUUAUUUUCUCCAGUAACUUUGAAUGGAAAGCUGCUGAUGCAACAGCUGUGGAAAGAGAAGCUUGAUUGGGAUGAUAUCGUUUCAGAUCAUGUCCAAGAGUGGAAAACAAUCAAGCUCGAUCUUGAAAGGAUACCCACCUUCAAAUUGAAAAGAUGUGUUACCAAUGAAGCUGAUGACAGUGUGACAUACAGUUUGGUGUGUUUUUGUGACGCCUCUGAAAGGGCGUAUUCGUCGGCUAUUUAUCUUCGCCAAAUAACCGACAGGGCCAUCAAAGUAGAGCUUAUCUUUUCUAAGGCAAGACUUGCUCCUGUGAAAGGAAUGACCAUUCCAAAAUUAGAGAUAAUGGCAGUUGUCAUCGGUGUUAGAUGUUUAGAGUAUGUUCAGAGUCAGGUCGGUGUGCCGAUUGAACAAUCGGUGUUAUACACCGAUUCUCAAUGUGUAUUAAAGUGGAUUUCAUCUGAGAAGAAACUUCCGGUGUUUGUUCAAAAUAAGGUAAAUGAGAUCAAGAAGCACACCGGUAUAAGAUUUGCAUAUGUAAAGACAACUGAAAACCCAGCUGAUAUCGCUACACGUGGAUAUACUGUUGAAAAGCUUACUAAAAGUGAAUUGUGGUGGAACGGACCAUCUUGGUUAAUGGACAGGUGUUAUAGUGUUCAUUGUGACUCAGAAUCAACAAUGUGCGUAUCAGAUACAUGCGUAUGUGUUGAACUGGGAAAUGAGCCAAGUGGUGAAAAUGAAAAUCAGAAGCAUGAACUCAAAACGAGCGACGAGUGUAAUGCACCAUUUGAUAUUCGGUAUGACACAUUCUCUUCCGUGACGAGACUCAUACGAGUUACAGCAUAUGUGAAACGAUACUUAGAUAAUCUGAGAUCUCCAGAAAAUAAGAAACGUGGUGCUCUCUCAACUUCAGAAAUAUGUGAAGCAGAGUGGAUAUGGUUAAAGUACAUUCAGAAGAAACACUAG